This is a messenger RNA of Toxotes jaculatrix (banded archerfish), 768 nucleotides long. Its product is annotated as cell wall protein DAN4-like. Bases 1 to 768 code for a protein of 255 amino acids. Lineage: Eukaryota; Metazoa; Chordata; Actinopteri; Toxotidae. The record is from RefSeq and is a predicted model, not a curated record. The transcript is spliced from 4 exons.
AUGGACGGUUCACCCCUCCUCCGCGCCCCCACACGCCCCAGCCUCGACCCUGAGACGGCCAAUCAGCUGCAGGCCAGCAGUCAAACUCUGUGUGUCACAGCCCAGCCCCUCCCCACACGCUCUGAACACGAUGGAGCCGAGAGACGCUGCACCAACCCUGGCACCUACACCUGCACCAGCACCAACUCCAGCACCAGCACCAACCCCAGCACCAGCACCAGCACCAACCCUGGCACCUACACCUGCACCAGCACCAACCCUGGCACCUACACCUGCACCAGCACCAACUCCAGCACCAGCACCAGCACCAACCCCAGCACCAGCACCAGCACCAACCCUGGCACCUACACCUGCACCAGCACCAACUCCAGCACCAGCACCAGCACCAACCCCAGCACCAGCACCAGCACCAACCCUGGCACCUACACCUGCACCAGCACCAACUCCAGCACCAGCACCAGCACCAACCCCAGCACCAGCACCAGCACCAACCCUGGCACCUACACCUGCACCUACACCUGCACCAACCGCACAAGCAUCUAUCAAUCGAUCGGCCCGCUCGCCGGGCGCUGCCUGUCUGAGGUCAGGAGCCGUGGGGGCGACGGGUUACAUUUGCACAACACGGUGGCACCGGGCGUCCCCUCGGACCGGGAGGCGACCUCUCGUUGUGGCGGGUGGGCAGCGUCCUCCUCACGCCUGCGGCCCCACGCUGAGCCUCAGAGCUCUGGCCUUUUCCCCUCACCAGCCCGUCAGGCGGAGGCAGACUGA